AAACCUCCCUUGACGGUAGUAAUCUUGGGACACGUGGAUGCCGGGAAAUCGACCGUGACAGGACAUUUGUUGUACCGCAACCAGCAAGAGCAACAAUCAUCGUCACCGUCUCUCUACGGUAGAUCGCGUCCGCCGACCAAUUGGGCUUGGUUGUUGGACGAGGACGACCAGGAGCGGGCACACGGGGUGACCAUGGACAUUGCUACCAAGACGAUCGAAACCGCACGGUACAACGUUGUCUUGCAGGACGCUCCGGGACACGCGGACUACGUACCAGCCAUGAUUACCGGUACGGCUUCGGCGGAUGCGGCCCUCCUCGUCGUGGACGCUACGGACGGAGCCGCCCACACGGCCCUCCAAUCGGGACAACUCAAGGAACACGCCUACGUGGCACGAGGACUCGGUGUCAACCAAAUUUUGGUGGUCAUUAACAAAAUGGACUUGGUCGACUGGAGCCAGGAAGUUUACGAAUCGAUGCGAUUCACGCUCGAAACGUUCUUGACGAGUAUUGGAUACGCCGAAUCGAAGCUACGGUACGUUCCCGUUUCCGGAUUGACGGGAGUCAACGUCUAUACGGACAAACGAAAAAGGGUUGACCCCACCACGGCCGCAGAGUACGCAGCGCUAUCAUCCUGGUACGAGAACGGUCCCACCUUGUGGCAAGCUUUGGACGGCUUUGUCGCCCCGGUACGCAAAAACGUAGAAAAGCCAUUGCUCGUAAUUGUGACGGACGUGCUGGGUGAGCAAGGCAAAGGUGUUGCAGUCCGCGCCAAAAUGGCCACGGGUUGGCUAGGCCUGAACGAAACGUUGAUCGUGUUGCCGAUUGGGGACGCCGUCACGGUGCACAAAUUGGCCUCGGUACAGUCACUGGAAGCCUCGGGAUCUCAGUCCAGCGCAACAGAUCGCUCCAAGUACGCUAUUUCGGGUGAACUGGUGGAUUUGACGCUGACCGGCAUUGACGUUAGUCGUAUUUCCACCGGUAGUGUCUUGUGUCGGGAUGAGUGGCGGCCUCCUUUGGGGCGAUAUUGUCGGGCCAAGAUAUGGAUCCUCGACGCGUUGUCCAUUCCCUUGAUCCGUGGUGCGCAAGCCAUUUUCCACAUGCAUCACUUGGAUGUGCCCUGCUACUGUUCCAAGCUGAUUCGGACGUUGCAGAAGGAUGGGGUCACGGUCGCCAAGGAGCGACCGCGGGCUUUGACGGCCAAUACCCAGGCUAUUGUCGAACUGACUUUAUCCAACGCUAUUGCCAUGGAAGCCUUUACGGAUUGUCGCGCGUUGGGACGUUUCGUACUGCGACGGAGCGGUGACAGUGUUGCGGUUGGACGAAUUGAAGAAGUGCUGAUGGUGAACCGAUAA
Molecule: messenger RNA, 1353 nt
Organism: Phaeodactylum tricornutum CCAP 1055/1
Lineage: Eukaryota; Bacillariophyta; Bacillariophyceae; Surirellales; Neidiaceae
Exons: 1
Biological process (GO): translation
Molecular function (GO): GTP binding; GTPase activity
Source: RefSeq, a predicted model, not a curated record